Molecule: messenger RNA, 561 nt
Organism: Clunio marinus
Lineage: Eukaryota; Metazoa; Arthropoda; Insecta; Diptera; Chironomidae
Source: the annotation of a GenBank genome assembly
AUGGGGGUUCUGACUCAGGUGAGGAUUGAGAAGAUUCAGGUUCUGAGUCAGAACCGUUCUGACUCAGGGUUCGAUUCAGAAUCUGAUACGAAGCCUGAAAUAGGUGAAGAUUCGGGAUCCGAUUCCGGUGAAGAUUCAGGGUCUGAUUCGGGGUCCGAUUCCGGUGAAGAAUCAGGGUCUGAUUCAGAGUUCGAUUCCGGUGAAGAUUCAGGGUCUGAUUCGGGAUCCGAUUCAGGGUCUGAUUCAGAUUGCGAUUCAGGGUCGGAUUCGGAACUUGAUUCAGGGUUUGAUUCGGGUUCUGAUUCAGGGUCCGAUUCGGGUUCUGAUUCAGGGUUCGAUUCAGCUGAAGAUUCAGGUGACAGUACACCAGAAAGCUUGUCAGAAUCAGUACCAGAAUCUCUUCAAUCCUCACCUGAGUCAGAACCCGAACCGAACCCUGAAUCAGAACCUGAAUCAGAACCUGAAUCUUCACCUAAAUCAGGUCCGAAUAGAUCGAGAAGGAGAGGCACUACCCAAGUGGAACCGGGUUACAACAAAUGUGAAAGAAAACUUCCUUCUUAA